AUGAGCAAGCGAAGGUAUGGACCCGGUGUUGCUGUUCUAGACAAAUUGCUUUAUGUUGUUGGCGGUCGUGAUGGAGAAGCCUAUCUGAGUAGCUGUGAAAGACUUGAUCCACGAGCUGGUAAAUGGGAAGUGGUUCGUCCAAUGUCAACGCGUCGGAGAUCGCUCGGUUCUGCAGUCCUCGAUGGUCACUUGUAUGCGGUAGGAGGUGCAGACGAGACUAAUUCCAAAAUGAGUUCAGCUGAAAAAUACGAUCCUGUCAUCAAUGAAUGGACUACGGUUGCUGAAAUGAACAAGAUUCGUCAUGGUGUAAGUUUGUACUUUGUUCCCAUGAAAAUCUGUUUGGCUAAUAUAAGGAGAAGAGGUGAGGUUUCGUUUGAAGUAAUACUCACCACUGGGGAUUUGUGUAACAAUGUCGAGGCAUUUUAUCGAUUCCUCCCAGCACACAGAGCCAUUUUGUAA
Molecule: messenger RNA, 459 nt
Organism: Cooperia oncophora
Lineage: Eukaryota; Metazoa; Nematoda; Chromadorea; Rhabditida; Trichostrongylidae
Source: the annotation of a GenBank genome assembly